AUGGUGUUAGUGGCUGAGAAGGUCUCACCAAAGAACUGGCCGGUUUGGGAGAUGCCACACAGGAAGCAAUCGGCCNACUGGCGUGGAACUGCAUGCAACAUAUGUCCCAAGAACUGGCUCCAUUUCCAACAGAAGUGCUACUAUUUUGGCAAGGGCUCCAAGCAGUGGAUCCAGGCCAGGUUCACCUGCAGUGACCUGGAAGGGCGACUAGUCAGCAUCCACAGCCAAAAGGAGCAGUGGAACGACGCCUUCUGCCGCAGCUACCUGGAUGCGUGGGUGUGCGAGCAGCUGGCAACAUGUGAGCUAUCUGCCCCCUUAGCCUCUGUGACUCCAACAGGAUCCACCCCAAAAAGUGAACCCUGA
This is a messenger RNA of Mus pahari (shrew mouse), 363 nucleotides long. Its product is annotated as low affinity immunoglobulin epsilon Fc receptor-like. NCBI's taxonomy places the organism in Eukaryota, Metazoa, Chordata, Mammalia, Rodentia, Muridae. The transcript has 3 exons. The record is from RefSeq and is a predicted model, not a curated record. The coding region runs from base 1 to 363 and encodes 120 amino acids.